Molecule: messenger RNA, 7893 nt
Organism: Dermacentor silvarum
Lineage: Eukaryota; Metazoa; Arthropoda; Arachnida; Ixodida; Ixodidae
Product: arf-GAP with dual PH domain-containing protein 1
Exons: 8
Coding region: 63-1334 (423 amino acids)
Biological process (GO): positive regulation of GTPase activity
Cellular component (GO): plasma membrane; intracellular membrane-bounded organelle
Molecular function (GO): phosphatidylinositol bisphosphate binding; GTPase activator activity
Source: RefSeq, a predicted model, not a curated record
GAAGCGAGGCAGGACACGUGACGGGACGCGCCCCUUCCACCUCUCGCCCACGCCUGUCGCGUAUGGAAAGCAAAGUGGGCGAGCACGAGAAAUGCCGCGCGGCGACGCCGGAAGCGGCCGCGAGUGGCGCGACAAACGCGUCGCUUCUCGAUAGACUGAAAACUUUGAGGCUGCACCGUCCGCAGCGCACCCGUAGCCUGAAAAGACUCCUGGAGCUCCUGAAAGUUCCUGGGAACGGCGAAUGUGCGGACUGCGGAAAGAAAGAUCCCGAAUGGGCGUCCUACAACCUCGGCGUGUUCCUCUGCACGGAGUGUGCCGGCAUCCACCGGAGCUUGGGAUCCCAUGUGAGCCGGGUGCGCUCGCUGCGGCUCGACAAGUGGGACGACGCACAGGUCGAUGAACUCGCGGCCGUGGGCAACAUUGUUGCCAAGGCAAAGUACGAAGCCAAUGUUCCGGCCUGCUAUCGCCGGCCGCUUGCAGACGACGUUGGCGUUGUCAAGGAGCAGUGGGUGAGGGCCAAGUACGAGCGGGAGGAGUUCGUGCACCCGGACCGGCAGGUGUACCAGGAGGGCCGACUGGAAGGCUGGCUGAACAAGCAGGGGAAAGAGGACGGCCGCUUUCACCCCCGACGGUUCGUGCUCAGCGAUGGGGUGCUCAAGUACUACGUCAAAGAAUCUCACAAGGAGCCCAAGGCAUCGAUUCCGGUGUCCGAGAUCAACGCCGUCUUCUGCCCCGAGAAGAUUGGCAACAAGCAUGGGCUUCAGCUGAGCUAUGUCAAGGAUGGCUCGACGCGGAACAUUUUUGUCUACAGCGAAGAUGGCAAGACAAUCGUGGACUGGUACAGCGCGCUGCGGGCGGCCAAGCUUCACCACCUUCAGGUGGCCUUCCCGGGCGCCAAGGAGUCCCAGCUGGUGCCGCACCUGACGCGCGACUUCCUCAGGGAGGGCUGGCUCUGGAAGUCUGGACCGAGGCCCGCCGACCAGCACCGACGCCGCUGGUUCACCCUGGACGACCGCAAGUGGAUGUACCACGAGGAUCCGCUGGAUGCCUACCCAAAAGGCGAGAUCUUCCUGGGCCACCGUAGCGAGGGAUACUCCGUCCAGACCGGCGUGCCGCACUCAUUCAAGGAGAUGCCCUUCGCCUUCACGGUGAACACGCCGCACCGGAAGUUCGUCAUGGGUGCCGAGAGCGACCGGGACCGCACCGAGUGGAUCACGGUGCUGCAGAAGGUGAUGGAGCGCCCUCUAACGCCGCAGGACACCAAUAUGGCGGCCAAACUCGUGAGGAAGCGGCCGUCUCUCUCCUCCUCUCUUCAAAUUCUCAAGGUCAGGUGACCUGCCCUCGGCGUCCAGGAUUCGUCACUCUCAGAGUCAAGCCAAAGGUUGUCGCACCCCAUCGCUGCCGCUGUCGUCAUCUUCGUCGUACCAAGCCGUCGUCCAAUGCGCAUUCACAGCUUCGGCUGGAAAGAAAAAAAAAAAGGAGACAGCCGUUGAAAUUCUACGUGGACUUGUCACGGCUGUCGCUCACUCGAGCUAGUCGAUCAGCACUUUUUCUCUUUUAUUACUACUCAUUUUUUUACUGGUAGUGCUAACUUCUCCGCAGCGGGACUGCGUUGUUACUAGCAACGAGUUACUCUUUUCCUUUUUUCUUUAUUUUAAAUAAAAAGCAGUGAGGUGAGAGGCUGAAUGUUUAGCGAACAGGCCAAAAAUUGAGCAGUCGUUUCGGGUUUCAGAAGUUGGUGAUUGUCCAGGAAAUCUUUUAGCAUACCCUCAUCACCUCUAUGGUGAUUGGCCUUUAUUACCUGCGCAGUUAACAUUGACGACCAACCCCAAGAUUGUGCUUGUUCACUUUAAUGCAGUAUGACCAUAGCCUAUACAUAUUGCACUAUCCUCUAGGUAUAUAUAUAUCAAAGUCUUAAUAUAAUCAACAAGAUUACUUUGAAUACUUUUAUAACCUUGAACGCGUUUUAUUGUUUACUGAUAGGAAAAACUGUUAUCCAUCCGACAGUAGUACAAAGAUACAUAGGAAACCCAACACGGGUUUCUUGGGGAAAAAAAAAAACUUUGCAGUUCAGGAAAUAUUUGUACUGGUCCGGAGAUGGAACACAGGGCCAAUGCCUUUCCAGGGCAGUUAACCUACCAUCUGAGCUAGCCAGAUCUCGGGGUGAGACCUUCCUCCAUAUUGCGGAUUUUCGUAGAACUGAUUCCUCACUUUCAGUCUCCCUGUGCCUUGAGCUGUCAGUUAACCCCAUAUAGCCGUCACCGGAGAUUGUGCCAACAUAGCCGAUGAUGGAUAGAUACAUGAUGAGGAAACAUACCUCGCAGUGUGAACCUGUGAUGGUUAUAUCCGUCAGGUUGCUUCUAGUUGCAGUUUUCGACACUAGGUGGCGGUGCUGGUCAAUGUUGCUGGCAUUUUGUGUAGUUUUUUUUUUCUCUAUUAUUUGCUGCUUGAACGCUUGCAUUUGGGAACCCAUCUGGCUGCAAGCCGCACUUCUGAGAAGUUUCGGGGAAAUUUUGUAAAAUUUGCGUCAUUUCCCACGGUACAGAAGGGGUUAAUUCGGCCUCAGCUUUGCGAUCUGCUAGCUUCAUAGCUAGCUCAGAUGGUAGAGCAAUCGCCACAGGAAAGGCGGUCCUGAGUUCGUUGCCCAGACUAGGACAGAUUUUCUUCAACUGCGAAACUGUCCUCGUGAGAAACCCGUAGGCGUUUCAUUUGUAGGCUUCAAGCCACUCUCGGAAGGAUGACAGUGUCUUGCUUGCGCGACACUUUCUCCGCAUUGCGGAUUCCCGCAGAACUGAUUUGCCAUAUUUCUUGUUUACUGUGUGCCCAGCUUUGGGAAAGUACUUUUUCGGUGUCAUUUAUUUUUGUUUCUUAAUACGUUACUUUUAAAUUUGCAUUUAGUAUUUUCCCUUUGCCAUCUGUCCGAGUGAACAGAUGCAUUAGCAGGCCCUUUUGGAUGACGUUGCUCACUUUGUUUAGUUCUGAAAUGUUUUUAAUACUAGGACAGUUAUCGUUAUUGUCUUUUGUUCUUCGGUGGCCUACGGUGAGUGUCACGUGAAUACUUUUUUUUUUUUCCCCUUGCCAAAGGUGUAGGGAUUGAAGGCGGUGGCUACGCUUACGAUGUUUCACUUCAGAAGUUGUAGAUAUUUUAUUUCUAGAGAGAGUCUACGAGGUGGGAUUAAGAAUUUGCCGAGACCUACAGCAAGGUCUGCAGAAUGACAAUGGUGCUCUUGUUGCUGAUGCCAUUCCGAGAUGAUUGUGCGCACCCAAAAGUGUGAUACUCCUUUCUAUGUAUGUGAAAUUUCUUGCAAAACGUCACGCUGUGCGAAAAUAUAAAGUGAGGCUAUAGUUCUCUUUUGAUAUACUCUUUUUUUUUUUCCGAGCCUUAAAUGUGGUUACAGCAUAGGCAUGGUGUGCCACUGUCCCAUUCUUGUACAUGCAGCUGCUAGGGGAGCACCUGUGUGUGUUUACGUUUUUGCUUUGCAGGAUCAAAACAUGUACGCUCGAUUUGUAAUAGUUCAGCCUUAGACAGUUAUCUCGGUCCCAAAGCUGUCAUUUUAUGGUGACUGUUUACACGUAUAUUCUUGUUCCAAAGUACAAAGCUAAGUUGUUGUGGCAGACAGAUCUUUUUCUUCUGUGUGUGUUUUGCAAACCGUAGCAUGCAAAUCCUGUAGUUGGGAAAGGGUGCGCAUAUAUUAAUAGAUCUUGUUGGAGUUCGUGAAAUCGCAAGAGGUCACCUCUUUCGAGUUGGUUAUUUCAUUUGCUAUCAAAGAACUAGCAUUUUCAACACUGAUUAGGUGAGUAUUGCUCCAUUCCAUCAAGCAGUACACCAGCGGAUACUGCAUUCACGUUAGUCCCUGCUCGCAUGUAAGCCCUUAUUAGAGCCAGGGUGAGCAAACCAUACAAAACAGCAAAUGUUUUGUUGUAGUUAUAAACAAAAUGUUUUCUGAAAACUUUCGGCUAUGCAAAUGUGUAAUAAUACUUCAUUGUAUGAACACCAAGACAAUCUGGUGGUGCAAGUGUCUGUACAUAUAUGCAGCUAUCAAGUUCUUAUUUGUAUUGAUGCAAGUUGCUGAUAAGCACGAGCAUGAUAAUCUUUAAGCUGCUGUCAAAUUCGGGUGGUAUUGCGUGGAAGCUUAAUGUGACUAAAAGAAUAACUUUAAUUGACCUCAAAGAGCUUGUUCACUGUCUGUAAUAACAAUCUCAAAGAACUCGGAACACUUAUUUGAACUAUGCCACCAAUACUUGAUCUCAAAGCCAGUACUCAUAUGAGCUUGUACAUUGUGUUGCAAUUUGUUUUUACGCAGUCUCAUUAUUUCAAAGAGCGAUACUACAGUAUGACUACAUUUAUGUCACUCGAUAUGUUUUGCAGUCUCCUGUCAUGCACUGUAGAACUAGCCUGUCUCAUCUGUCUAUCUAUAUACUCAAGAAACACAAGAACGCUUUAAAUGUCGGCUAAUCCAGUGACUGAUUACAUUAUAAAGGUUAACUUAAUCAAUGACAACCACAGAAUUAAGUAAAAUUUUGGGAAAACCUGGAGGUUAUGACAUUUUAAAGUAGCUCAUCCUGAUGAAAGGAAGGAGAUGCUUCUCUUAUUCUUUUAUCGUAAUACACAAAAACUAGAGCAGCGUCAAGACUAUACAACAGCAGAUUACGUAAAGUUAUCUUGUGAUCUUUGACAGAAGCGUAAUUUCGAUUGAGGCUGAUACUUCCUUCAGUAAGAUUCUGGAGAGAAAAAAAAAAUCGGGAGGGGGGGUGCAACAAUACAUUGACAUCAAUAAUCUUCAACUAUGUACCAUUAUAAUGAAAACAGACGCCAAAAUUAUACCAAGUUAUAAACGUGUUGCAGUAUCUCGAAGUAGACCAUUUAAACUUGGCUACGUUCCCUUAGAUAUUUCGCGGAUGAUGUAUUUGAGUAAGUGAUGUAAGAACAGUACAAAAAAAAGUUCAUUUUCUCACGUCACUUCAGUCUGGUUUUAAAUUCUUUUAAGGCGUGUAUCUGUAAGAUUUUAAGAUGUUCUCCUCUUUUAUGGCUCUGCAGAUAUGUGAAUGCAGUGCCUGCAGGCUUUCAAUUUUAUGACUUUUUGGCAGUUUAUGUCAAGCGAGCAGAAGGCCUCCAGUCAAAGUUACUUUUCUUUUGUUAGUUGUAUUUUAAUAGUCCUUGAAGCGCAGCAGGAUUUUUCCUGAAAAGUUGUACAGCUGUAGCGAGAGCCAUCUUUAUUGCAAUUUUAUGGGAAAAAGAAACGUGUUUUUUUAAUCAUUUUAUGCAGGCGUGUUUGACAAAGAAAAGAAAAAACGGGGUUUGUUCAAGAUGUCAUUUGUUGGCCCGAUUGCUGUGUACAAUAUGCCAGGCACUUUGUAAUGAUUUGAGGUCGUUGCACUUCUCCUGAAGGGCAACAUUCAUCUCUAAGCAGUUGCUGACCAUGUGCCCGAUCAAACAAUCAUGUCCGACCUUAAGAAACUGCUUUAAAAGUCCUCGAAAAGCCAGUCAUGCAAGGAAUAGUUACCUUUCAUUCCACGAUGCCUUCAGACUACCUACACUGCGUCAGAUGUAAAAGAUCGCUAGACUCCGAAAUGGUGUCGCUUAAAAAAAAAUAGCAUACCAAGACACUUUCACUACUACUACAAGCACAGAAACGUCACAGUUAACUAAAACAGGGUUUAUUGCAAAGAGAUCUCGACGUAUCGCUUCGCGAGCAUUACCCAUGUAUGCAGCUAGAGAACACAAGGCCCCACAUAUUAUGCCUCUGCAAUUUAGCCCUGUAAAUUCGCAUUGACUGUCUAUGUGAUGCAUCAGAAAGAAACAGUCGUGAUGAACACAUUGAGUACAUAAGGUUGGUCCAUGGCUCGUGCGAUGCAAGAUAAAAGGUUGAUUUAGACCCGUGGGACUCGAUCUUUCCAUUUCCUCUAUCGUAUUGUCAUGUCUUGUUAACUUGUCAUAAACUCUUUUACAGAUACAGUGCUUAGCCUUUUUCAGACGCCCUGCGUAGAAGCUGCCAUAUCAUGUAGCUAAUUAUUAGCUUGCUAUGCAAGCCUUGAAGCACAGUUCACUGCUUCAGUGAGUGUCCUUAAGAAGUACCUUAGCCCGCUAGAAGCUGCCUAGAGAUGCAUAGACGUACUGCUACUAUACAUGUGUACUUAUAGAGUCUAUCAGAAGAUGUACCACUAGAAGCACAUGUCUUAAAGGACCAGUUACGAGUAGUUGCUAUAUUGCACCAGAGUGUGUUAGUGAAGUGUAAAGUGCUAUUUUGUAGAUGCUGCUUGCUACAAGCAAGUUCACAUAUCUUUUAACGUUGCAAAACGACCCGGUGCGCUCCUAAGAAUUGGGCGUCGAAGGCCAACUGCUGCGAAAUUUUGGCACUUCAUAAAAAAACUGUUUCUGGCAAUGUAGCUGAAACAAAGCCUUCCCGCAAAAUUUGACUUUUGAAAUAGGAUUGGACGCUUUAUGAAAACCCAGCAAAUUUUUUUAUAACGGCACUGAAGAAUAUGCCGUCAUUACCACUCGCCAGAAAGGACGCAGAACCCACAAUGCUGAUAAACAGUUAUGGCGCAUGGGGCUCCAAGACUUGGUGGUGUUUGCGGUGCGGCAUGAAUCUAGAAGGCAUAGGUGCCGGGACUUGCGUCUUCAUCAGCUAACUGCCAGAUGCCCGCACAUUGCUCACGGGCUGUUUAAAAAGGUAGUGAAUAAGAAAACUAAGCAGUUUUCAGCCCUGAAGCCUUUGCCAAGGUUGCUUCAGUAGCAUGCACAAUGUUUUAAUAACCAAUUAAACCAAACUGAAGUUUCGGUGCAGUUGCCCUUUGAGCGACCCAUAGUAUCCGCCACCAGUAACAUGAAGGCUUGUUUUACACUCCGGCACGUUCAGUACCUGCAGUUAAGCAGUCAAGCAGCCAAGCCAAUGGCUUCGCCACAGGCAUCAGAAAUGUCUCAUUCAGCCACAAACUCUAGGGUUCGGUGCUUCAUGGAGCACCGAAUGCAUGCUGGCGCCGAUAUAGAAUUAUCCCUGUUUCAGCAUCGGCUGUGGUGACUGUCGGGUGCAGUUGGUCAUCAUGCACCGACAACCAAGGUUGUUACAAUGCCAAUGCACAUUUUAUUAUUAUUAUCUUUGUUCGAGGAGAUAAUGAUAUUACAAAAAGGUGCCGGGUUCAAACCCCAUUGCUGGGAACCCACCAGGAUAACGGGUACAUGUGAUCCUUGGCUAGGCACCCAGUUGUCGCAAGGGUAUCACUGCUUGUGGGAAGCUCCCGCCGUUGAUGCAGUUUGUGGCUCUGUGCUGCAGUGGCUGGGCAGAUGCAUAGCCCACCUAUGCGCAUUGCUAGGGCAGUGUUCUUUGUCAUUCACUUUCAGAGAAAUACAAAUCACUCUUGUGAGAUUGUGCUUAGCAAUGUGCCAGGAGUGGUGUCGAGUCACACGAAAUCUUGUGAGAGUCAUUGUAUCACCCAAAGUGAUUGACCAAAAAUACCACCCCUUGUCGCGCAUGUGCAUCAGCUAGUCUUACUGUGUCCACUGCCACUCGAUGCGUUGGAAUGUAAACGAGCCUUAAGCAAGUCUAGGAUGAGAGUGUCAUCGACGGCCUUAUAGUGUGUUACGUGACAUUUCUGUAAUGUAGAAAUGAUUCCCUGCUUUGUACAAGUUGAAUAAUUUCGCCAACAUUGCCAUGUAGUAGUCUUCUGUUGGCGUUGGAUUGUCUCGACGAUGAUUUGCAUUUUUUUUGCGGUCUGCUUGUAAAUCCAUCGGGUUAACAGACCUUUUAUUAUAAAUUAUAUGUGAUUUGGUGUUGAACAGUUUUUUUUAUGAUUCUGCUAAAUGUUUCGUGCUGUGUUGAAAACCUUGAAUUAUUUGGAAGAGGUGAUAAGCGUCACUCUUCCAGCAAUAAAAACUUCAAACUUUCCAUCAAA